UUUACGGAUAUUUAUCAGAUUGUGGAGGUGAUUGGGAUGGAUGCCUGGGAUGCCCAAGUAUCGGUGUAUGGAGAAGCCACAGAGGGGGCACAGUACCUCAACAUGCAGUGUGUUGAUACCAGCAUCACCCUCACAUUUGGCUGUGCUCGCAUUGUAUUUCUCAACAAAUUUGUUUCGGAUGUACUGAAUUGGGUUGACAAGUUCCAAUCUGCAAAGGCAGCUGUUGCUUCAGCAAGUGUAGCUGCUGCAGCAGCUGCUCAGGCCACAUUACAAGAAGCAUAUGAGCAGUGUUCACGCAUCAGCCUCUCACUCACCCUUAGGGCCCCUCUGAUCCUCAUUCCUCAAGACUCGUGCAGUUUGUCUGGGCUCAUGGUUGACUUAGGACAAAUCACAAUUAACAACAAAUUUGAGAUGGGUCAGGAGAGGAAUGAAUUGGGGUAUCCAGCUAUUUAUGACAUGAUCAACUUGGAACUUCACAAUAUUAAGUUAUCCAGGGUAGAACUGACAACCAGAGGAACAAUGAAACGAGAAUACGAAUUGUUGCAGCCCAUCUCUCUCACUCUCACCAUCUGCAGGAACCUCACCAUCUCCUGGCAUAAACAGCGUCCAGAAAUAGAAGUUCAAGCAAAGGUUGCUCCUGUUAAGGUGAUAUAUCAUGUACUGUCAUCCUUUAUAUUUUUACAACCAUGAUUGGUUUAUUACGGU
Cherax quadricarinatus is the source of this 705-nucleotide messenger RNA. The record is from RefSeq and is a predicted model, not a curated record. Lineage: Eukaryota; Metazoa; Arthropoda; Malacostraca; Decapoda; Parastacidae.